Messenger RNA from Australozyma saopauloensis, 885 nucleotides. Its product is annotated as telomerase inhibitor. The transcript has a single exon. Gene Ontology annotation, molecular function: nucleic acid binding. Gene Ontology annotation, cellular component: nucleolus. The coding region runs from base 1 to 885 and encodes 294 amino acids. Lineage: Eukaryota; Fungi; Ascomycota; Pichiomycetes; Serinales; Metschnikowiaceae. The record is from RefSeq and is a predicted model, not a curated record.
AUGGGAUUAGCUGGAGUAAAAGUCAAGCAGAGAUUUGGCCUAGAUCCUAGAAACACGUCAUGGUCCAAUAAUACCGACCGUUUUGGUCAUCAAUACCUCGAAAGAAUGGGCUGGAAACAAGGAAAGGGAUUGGGAUUGGUUGACCAUGCCACCACGACCCACGUCAAAGUGCACAUCAAAACGGACAAUUCCGGCUUGGGAUCCAAGUUGGCGAAAAAAACGAAAAAAGAUGAGUUUGAUAGCGGCGAGUGCGCUGGACUCGAUGUUUUCCAGCGUAUCCUAGGGCGCUUAAAUGGAAACCAGGAUCUGGUAGACCGCGAGUUGGAAAGAAAGAGAAAUGACAACAUCAUCAAUGGUAAAUGGGGUAUGCACUUUGUUAAGGGCGAAGUUCUUGAGUCGACGUGGAACGCCGGCUGUAAGAAGCUCAUGGCAGAGGAGGCCAAGCAAACGAAGAGAAGAGCCUCGGAAGUUGAUACUGACGCUAGAAAGAAGCUCAAGGUUAUAGUGAAAGAGAAGAAGGAUAAGAAAGAGAAGAAGGACAAGAAAGAAAAGAAGGAGAAGAAAGAAAAGAAAGACAAGACAGAGAAGAAGGAAAAGAAGGAGAAGAAGGAGAAGAAGGAGAAGAAGGAGAAGAUAGAGAAGAAGGACAAGAAGGAGAAGAAGGACAAGAAAGAAAAGAAGGAGAAGAAAAACAAGAAAGACAAGAAAGAUUCGGACAAGUCUCCCUCUGCAGAAGUAACUAGAGACGAGAUGCUUCAACCACGAACCAGCACAGGACAAAUAGCUACGAGAUUGUCAGCGCGCAGCAAAUGGAUCAAACAAAAGCGCGCGUCAGUCAUGGAUGCCAAGGCUCUCAAUGAGAUCUUCAUGAUUACCAACAACUAA